AUGAAGGCUCUAAUUCUCGUCGGCGGGUUUGGCACUCGCCUGCGACCUCUCACCCUCACCCUGCCCAAGCCCCUGGUCGAGUUUGGCAACCGCCCCAUGAUCCUCCACCAAAUCGAGGCGCUCGCCAAUGCCGGCGUCAAAGACAUCGUCCUCGCCGUGAACUACCGCCCCGAGAUGAUGACCGCCGCGCUGAAGAAGUACGAGCAAGAGUAUGGCGUGAACAUUGAAUACUCGGUCGAGACUGAGCCCCUCGGCACUGCGGGGCCACUGAAGCUCGCGGAGCGCAUUUUGGGCAAGGACGACUCACCAUUGUUCGUACUGAACUCGGAUGUCAUCUGCGACUACCCCUUCAAGGAGCUCGCCGAGUUCCACAAGAAACACGGUAACGAGGGCACCAUCGUCGUCACCAAGGUCGAGGAGCCGUCCAAGUACGGUGUCGUCGUGCACAAGCCAGACCACCCGUCCAGGAUCGAUCGCUUCGUCGAGAAGCCCGUCGAGUUCGUGGGUAACCGCAUCAACGCCGGUCUGUACAUCCUCAACCCCUCGAUUCUGAACCGCAUCGAGCUCCGCCCCACCUCGAUCGAGCAGGAGACUUUCCCCGCCAUGGUCAAGGACGGCGAGCUCCACUCUUUCGACCUCGAGGGCUACUGGAUGGAUGUCGGUCAGCCAAAGGACUUCCUCAGCGGCACUUGCCUCUACCUCUCCUCCCUCACCAAGAAGAACAGCAAGCUCCUUACUCCACCGACCGAGUCCUUCGUCAAUGGCGGCAACGUCAUGAUCGACCCCUCAGCCAAGAUUGGCCAGAACUGCAAGAUCGGACCCAACGUCACCAUUGGACCAAAUGUGGUGGUUGGGGAUGGUGUCAGACUGCAGCGCUGUGUCCUGCUUGCAGGCAGCAAGAUCAAGGAGCACGCUUGGAUCAAGAGCACAAUUGUAGGCUGGAACAGCACAGUCGGCCGCUGGGCACGUCUCGAGAACGUCUCUGUGCUUGGUGACGACGUGACGAUCGGCGACGAGAUCUACUGCAACGGAGCCUCUGUGCUCCCACACAAGAGCAUCAAGGCAAACGUCGAAACCCCGGCGAUCAUCAUGUAG
Molecule: messenger RNA, 1095 nt
Organism: Zasmidium cellare ATCC 36951
Lineage: Eukaryota; Fungi; Ascomycota; Dothideomycetes; Mycosphaerellales; Mycosphaerellaceae
Exons: 3
Coding region: 1-1095 (364 amino acids)
Biological process (GO): GDP-mannose biosynthetic process; cell wall mannoprotein biosynthetic process
Cellular component (GO): cytoplasm
Molecular function (GO): GTP binding; mannose-1-phosphate guanylyltransferase (GTP) activity
Source: RefSeq, a predicted model, not a curated record